GUUAAAAUGGGUUAUAUCACAGAAUCCAAUAAUGAAUUAGAAUUAAAUCAUGAAGUGAAUUUGGCUAAUAUUGGACAUAAUCAAAAUAUAUGGCAUUAUAUUAAAUUAGAUAUAAAUUUCAUUAAUCGUAAUUUAUUAUUUCAAUUAAAAUCUCAAACAUCUAUUAGUGAUACAUUAGCACCAUUUAUAAAAGCUAAUCGACUUAUAUCAAUACAUCUUGGACGUAAUACAAUUUUAACAUCUGAUAAAAUGAAACAAUCUGUUUAUAAUUAUCAUGGUGAAAUGUUCAAAGGUUGUAUACGUAGUCUUCAUUUAUCCACAUCAACAGAAAUACGUAAUAUUAAUUUACCAGAAGAUUUACCUGGUUUCUUAUAUGGAUUAUGUCAUACCUCAUUAGUUUGGUAACAACAACAACAACAACAACGACACUGUUCAACACAAUUCAGUA
Molecule: messenger RNA, 448 nt
Organism: Schistosoma haematobium
Lineage: Eukaryota; Metazoa; Platyhelminthes; Trematoda; Strigeidida; Schistosomatidae
Product: Laminin subunit alpha-1
Exons: 2
Source: RefSeq, a predicted model, not a curated record